Molecule: messenger RNA, 2070 nt
Organism: Pyrenophora tritici-repentis Pt-1C-BFP
Lineage: Eukaryota; Fungi; Ascomycota; Dothideomycetes; Pleosporales; Pleosporaceae
Source: RefSeq, a predicted model, not a curated record
AUGGUCUCACUUGCUACAACCAACCGGCCCGUCAGCGCCGUUGUUCCCAAGAUGGCAGGCAGCAGCCUCAAGCGCAAGCAAACCGAUGCCUCGUCCAGCCCGGCCCCGGAACCCACAGCCACAGGUCAGGCCAAGCGUCGCCGAGUGACAUUCGAUCCCGAAGUUGACGUGAGAGUACUGGCGGACCCCAAUGAAAAGAGCUUAGAGUUGGUGGGGGAGGAGGUGCGGCGCGCCAUUGAAAAGCAUGCGACGGGCGAGAGGGCGGCCUACGAUGGGCUCAAAGCCUUGUUCAGGGAAUCACCGACGUCUGCAAGUGCACCGCUGUCGCACCUGCUGCAGAAAUAUGUCAUUGCACUUACGAACAAUACGCCGCUCCUCGAUUCGAACUGCAAGGGCCUGGUGCAUGCCGUCAUUGAUUGCAAGUGGAUUGCGCGAAACGAUGACUUUGUACGCUCCUUCCAAAUCUUCUUGCGCAGGUUGCUCUCCGUGCAAGCCGGUUAUAUGUCGACUAUACUACAAAUGCUCGUCGACAUGUUCCUGGGCGCACCCUCUCCAAACGCAAGACAGACGGACGACCCGCCCAUUCAACGCGUUCAUAUACAAGCUCGUGUACACCAGACACUCAAGAGCAUACUCCGAUAUAGUCCCAUGGCUAGCUCCUUUCUCUCACCCAUCAUAUCCAACACAUUCCCCAUCUCGCACGAGAGCGCCAAACUACACGUCGAAUUCAUCCGCAAUAUAUUUACCGUCACCGAGUACGCGCCGGAAAUUAGAGGCGAGAUCUUGGCAUUGGUCACGGACAAGCUAUGCAAGAUUGACGCACAGAUGCAAAUGGACAUGGACGACAUGGAUGACGAUUUGGAGGAGCGUCUCGUGAACGAUGCCAUCUACGACGAGGAAGACGACGACAACGCAAGCGAUGCCGGCUCCGACUCAAGCGAAGGCAGUCUGGAUCCGGAAGAGCAGCGGCUCAAGGACAUCAGGGACAUGAUGCUCAAGCUCGACAUCGUCAUGGACCUGCAAUUCUCAUACUACGCCUCGAUAUUCGACAAGCGCGAUGUCAAGGAAUCAGACCGCAUGUACGAAACUCUGCUUGCACAGUUCCAGUCCAUCAUCAUCCCCACGUACCGAUCAAGACACGCUCAAUUCGUCCUAUUCCACUUUAGCCAACUAUCGCCACAUUUCAUGGAGCUCUUCGUAGACGCAUGUUCCCGUCUCGCCAUCGACGCAAACAGACCCCCCUUACUGCGCGCAUCCGCAUGCGCCUACCUCGCCUCCUACAUAGCCCGCGGCGCCCACGUCCCCGGCUUCCUCGUCCGCGACGUCUUCGCCACUCUAUGCUCGCAGCUCGAGCGCCUCCGCGCCACGCACGAGCCCAAGUGCACCGGCCCGGAUCUCCGUCGCUACGGCACCUACUACGCCAUCGCGCAAGCGCUCCUCUACGCCUUUUGCUUCCGCUGGCGCGACCUCAUCGUCACCACCGACGGCAAACUGCCGUCCGACACGGACAUCAUGUACCACGACGGGGACUUCCUCUGGCACGGCAAAACACUCGAAAUCCUCCGUCGCAACAUCUUCUGCAAACUCAACCCGCUCCGCAUCUGCGCGCCGGACAUUGUAAAGCAAUUCGGGCGGAUUGCCAAACACCUCCGUUUUACAUAUGUUGAUUCGCUCGUGGAGACGAAUAAGCGCGUGAGGCUGUCGCGUAGUGUGGCGAGUAGUUAUCUUACUGGGAUUGGAGGACGCGAAACGGCGCUUACGGGGAAGAAGGGUGAGGAGGCUUUUCUGAUGGAUGCGUACUUUCCGUUUGAUCCGUAUGUGCUUCCCAGGAGUAAGAGGUGGGUGGAGGGGGAUUAUGUGCAGUGGAGUCCUGUUCCGGGGAUGGCGGUGGAGAAGGAGGAGGAUAGUGAUGAUAGUGAUAGCGAUGAAGAAGAGGAAGAUGGGGAUGGGGAUGGUAGCACUGAGGAUCAUGAUGGGGAUGAGGGGGAGGGGGUUGAUGACGUUGAUGAUGAUGAUGAGAGUACCGAGGCUAGUUUUCUCGAUGAAAUUACGAGGGCGUGGGCGUCGUAG